CAAAGUUCAAAAAAGUUGUCAAGAGCUUUAGUUUUGCAAUAUCGUCUAGUAACUGCAACUAGUACCCGUAUAUCUGAGACAAGUUAAUCCAAUGUCUUCGGCAAAGAUUUUGGAGAAUUGCAUUUUCUGCAAAAUAGCCUCCGGAAAGAAUUCCAAUACUGCCAUUCUCUUCCAAAACGAGCGCAUCCAGAUAUUCAAGGAUAUAAGACCGGCGGCUGAUAACCACCUGCUGGCUAUUCCUAAAUACCACAUAGACGGUGUACGUUCCCUUACUCCCAAUGAUAAACCUCUACUCGAGGAAAUGAAAACGGAGCUAGUCAGUGUUUUGAGGGAUCAGUUUCAAGUUGAUGAAACCACAAUUCUUUUAGGUUUUCAUAUUCCACCGUUCACAACAGUGAAGCAUUUACAUAUGCACGGAAUAGCACCAGUCAGCAACAUGGGAUUUAUUUCGAAAAUGAUAUUUAAACCAGGAACAAUGUGGUUCAAUACGGCUCAAUCUAUUAUUGACGGACUACCUUCGGCACCGGCCACUUGAUGGGUUUACAGCUCGACCAUUUUGAUAAUAUGAUAUCAGUUAGAGUACA
Messenger RNA from Malaya genurostris, 584 nucleotides. RefSeq names its product adenosine 5'-monophosphoramidase HINT3-like. Gene Ontology annotation, molecular function: catalytic activity. Bases 92 to 535 code for a protein of 147 amino acids. The record is from RefSeq and is a predicted model, not a curated record. NCBI's taxonomy places the organism in Eukaryota, Metazoa, Arthropoda, Insecta, Diptera, Culicidae. The transcript has 3 exons.